AUUUGCCCAGGUCCCAGGUGACUUUGACAACCGAGAUGGGUUGCACCAGUAGCUAUCAACACGUGUUGAAGCAGCAUGUUGCUGGGGUUAAUUUGUUAUAAACAAUAAGAUUAUUUUUCUUGAUUAGGAGCUUUCGUACUGCAGACUAGUCUAUCUAUUUAGCAGUAAUUGAGUGCGAAACAAAUAGAAUUCAAGUGACCGCGGAUUAGUGAUUUGCCGGCUUUUUGUUGCUGGAGAUAAGGGAAGCGUAAAGUACGAGGGGAUGGAUUACCAUCCCAACAGGAGUAAAAUAUUUUUGCUAAAAGAAAAUGAAGGAAAAUCAUUUGAUCAUGAUCCAAACUUGCCACCGUUACCGCUGCCUAAGUUGGAAGAAACUCUUGAAUGUUAUUUUGAAUCAUUAAAGCCAUUCGCAAUCCCUGCGGAACUUGCCAUUUCUCGCAAAAUUGUGGAUGAAUUCAAAAAUGGUUUCGGGAAAACUCUUCAAGAGAUUGUCGAAGAACGCUCAUGGUCGAAAAAAAAUUGGAUUAAUGACUGGUGGGAGAAAUACCGUUAUCAUAUAUUGCGCUUCCCGCUAUAUCCUUACGUCGUAAUGGGUCUACCACUUCCACUUCAAAGCGUUGGCGUACCCGAGAAUGAGGACUACAGUCUAAAGGCAGCUGCUCGCUGUUUAUAUCAUAAAAUCGAAUUUUGGGAUUUAUUACGUCGCGAACGGAUCCGUCCCGUAGCACCACCGGAUGGUAUGAAAUAUUUCUCGAUGGAGAUAUUUAAGCGGUUAUUCUGUACAUCACGGAUACCUGGAGAACCAUUCGAUAGGCUAGAUAAACAUUUUAAAACAGUUUCAGAAGGCGAAUGCCCAACCCACGGAAUUAUAAUUGCAAAAGGUCGUAUUUUCCAAUUUAAUUGCGUACGUUUGGAUGGGAAUUUAAUAACACCUCAGGAAAUCCUUAGCAUUUUACAUUAUAUUCGUGGAGUUAUCGACACAUCAGUUAGCAGUGAUAACAUUCCAAUACUAACAUGUGAUGACAGAUCCAGUUGGGCUAAGAAUCGCAAAUAUCUUGAAGAACUUUCACGCCACAACGCGCAACUUUUAAAAAUAAUCGAGAGUUCGGUUGUAAUGGCAUGCCUCGACAACCAUUCACCAAAAGACUAUUCGGAGAGCUCACAAUUAGCCCUAACCGGGGACUUCCAUUCCAAGUGGGCUGACCGUAGCAAUAUAAUGGUCAUCUUUCGGAAUGGCAAAAUAUCAUUAAUUGGAGAGCCCUCUGCUUAUGACGGUCGAUGUAGUAUAAGCUUUGCCUUUUUCCUUUUAUUGGGCUUAUUAGAAAUGGGGGAACCAGAUUGGUAUCAAGUGCCUACUCCAAUUUUAUUAUCACCAGUCGAGCACAUAUUUAAUUUAGAUGAACGACUCAGAAAAGAAAUAGUCCGAGUGUUGAAUGACUGUGAGGCUAGGCGUGACGAAAUAACAGUUUCAUAUAAAUCGUUCGAUAAUUACGGCAGAAAAUUUAUUGCUGAUAAUGGUAUGCACUGGGAUUCUUACACGCAGAUGGCUAUUCAAUUAACUUAUUACAAAAUGCAUCGUAAGUACCCUUCAACACAGGAAACCAUUCAGUUGAGAAAUUUUCAUAAUGGGCGAACGGAUGCAUUAAAAUAUUUUUCGGAGCAAACAGCUGAAUUUCUUCAGAUUGCCACCAAUCCUAAAUCAACCAGGAAGCAAAUAGUUGAUGAGUUCAGAAAGGCUGCUAUCAGCCAUACAAAGUCAAGAUCUACCGUUAAAGAAGGCAAAGGAAUGGACCGACAUCUGUUUGGCCUUUACUGUGCGGCUCGUGAAGGGAACUGGAAUAUUCCCGAGUUAUUUCAUGAUCCUUUGUUUGUUAGAAGUGGUGGUCAUCGAAAGUUUACACUAUCAACUAGUACUUCGGGUUUUACCGCCAUAAAUAUCUUUACAGCGCCAAUGGUAACAGAUGGAUAUGGGGUAUUUUACAAUGUUACAAUUAAUGGUAUAAACUUCAUAGUUACGGCGUGGAAAACGAGUCCUGAAACAAGUGCCCAUAAGUUUUCGUCUUUGCUCUGCGAGUCAUUGCGAGAAAUUAAAUCGUUAAUUAAAGGUGACUUCGAAUCUAAAUUGUAAAUAAACUUGUAUGGAACCAAUAUAUAUACUUUUAAAAAUAUGA
Hermetia illucens (black soldier fly) is the source of this 2171-nucleotide messenger RNA. Its product is annotated as peroxisomal carnitine O-octanoyltransferase-like. The record is from RefSeq and is a predicted model, not a curated record. Gene Ontology annotation, cellular component: peroxisome. Bases 263 to 2128 code for a protein of 621 amino acids. Lineage: Eukaryota; Metazoa; Arthropoda; Insecta; Diptera; Stratiomyidae. The transcript has 11 exons. Gene Ontology annotation, molecular function: carnitine O-octanoyltransferase activity.